AUGGAUCCAGUAGAGCACUCGUAUGCGACCUCAGAAGCUUCCCAGCUCCAGCUGUCAAUAGGAAGCAAGCGGGACUGUGUUGAUAUCGUGUUCAUGGAUUGGCUGUGCGUGGAAUUCCGUGAGAGACUUCUGGAUGCACUGGCGAGCUCUCGUGACAGUACUUUCAUUAAAUUGAAGCAUUCAGCCAAAAGAAACAUACUCGACAUUCUAGACUGCAUCAGCUCCAUUUCUGUCUCGGAGAAGGAGAAAGGGAAAGAGACAGAAAGCUUUUCAGAUACGCCCCGAACCAGCCUCGAUACCAUCCCAGCGGAUACUCCACCCGAAUAUUUGGGGAUCCAUGGGGACUCACCGCCGGCGGAACUUUUUCAACACCUUAUCGACAUCGACCUCGAAUCUCUUGGCCUGUCGCUCUCCACGACAUCCACAGAAUCUGGCGCGACGGGUGAGUGGCCAAUCCUGUCACCUAGAGUCUUAAUCCCCGACGGCGAGGCGCUGCUGCGGAGUGGCGACUCUGACCAAUGCGACAGGAUAGACAUUGCAGGGAGCGAUGAAAUGCAGUGGUGGUCCAUGCAGGGUGGCUUUAAUCACACCCCUGCCCGAAUGAGUCCAAAGACACUGAGCAAUGUGCCUCUCUGGCCAGGGGGUCAGAGCCAGGAUCCAACUCAAGUGCCGACUCCUGCGGUUUUAGACUUUAUGGACAUGGAUCUACUGGCGGAACAAGAAGAUAUGUAUGGUUCCACCAGUCAAUCCAACCCGAAAGAGGGUGCAGCCCUACCUGUGUCUGUGACACAGAUGGGGAAUAAUGAUAUCCAACUAGAAGAGGUCCGAGAGGGCCUUGUCGCCCCAUUGAUCGGGUCACCGGCACCAGAUCAAAGUGUUGGAUCUAUCCUAGAUCCACAACGACGGAGUACUCACUCACCGGCGCUAAAUAGAGCUGUUGGACAUGUCACAAGUCCGCAGCGACGGGUGACACUCUCUCCGGCUCCCAACCCCCCGGCCUCCACACAGCAGCCUACUCCCUCCGUAGCCCAAGCCCAAAGCUCAGUUGCCUGUGAUUCCCGCGUAAGCCGUGCGGUUUCCCACAAUAUCCUGGCUUCGUCCCCUGCUAGCGUUGGUGGUGCACAGGUCAUCCGAGCGCAGUCCACACCUCAAAUGCCUGGGAAUGCGUCUGAGGGUGGUAAGGAGACUCUAGUGGCGGCACCACCCUGCAGCGAGGUAGAGGAAGGGGGUCACGAGGCUAUAGCUCCCUACGCAACUGGGAUCUCAUCGCUGGUGGGGUUGGGUUGCACCCCGGUUCAUUUGCCGUCGGCCACUCAGGUGUUUGCUGCGUUUAGCCACCACCUCUCGGAAAGCAAGCGCUCUGUGGCACAGCUCUUGACUUGUCUCUUUUACGCAGUUGGGAGUCCUGACGCUGUGAUUCAAUUACGCCAUGCACUUCAAUUCGCACGAAAGACCUCCGUGAUUCCGGUGGUACAAUCCGGCCUUCAGAACGACCUCGCAACCACUGUGCAAGCCCUUGACCGACUCGACUCCAUCACUGCCCUCUCACACAUCCUCCGGCGAUAUUACCUUGUUCGUCUCUCAGCCCAUCGGACCCGACUGGAACAAGAUCAUAUUGCUACCAAACUUGCUGGGCGAGGAUCCAAGCGCAUGCUCAAAUAUGACUGCGCUCGCCUAUAG
Molecule: messenger RNA, 1680 nt
Organism: Penicillium concentricum
Lineage: Eukaryota; Fungi; Ascomycota; Eurotiomycetes; Eurotiales; Aspergillaceae
Exons: 1
Coding region: 1-1680 (559 amino acids)
Source: RefSeq, a predicted model, not a curated record